GCGCCCGCACACGCUGUGCCGCCGGGCGGGGGAGCGGCGGAGGGAGGGGACACAAGCUCAUUGCCGUGUGCGCCCUGCACUCUGUCCCUCACUCGCCGCCGACGGCCUGCCUUGCUGCUCGCACGCCUUGCUGCUGCCCCGCAGAAAUGCUUCGAUUACACGAAGUCCUUCGCCGGGUUUUGCCAGUGUCCAGGGCACUGGCACCUCAUCUCACUCGGGAGUAUGCCAAAGAUGUCAAGUUUGGUGCAGAUGCCCGAGCCUUAAUGCUUCAAGGUGUAGACCUUUUAGCCGAUGCUGUAGCCGUUACUAUGGGGCCAAAGGGAAGAACAGUGAUUAUUGAACAGAGUUGGGGAAGCCCCAAAGUAACAAAAGAUGGUGUGACCGUUGCGAAGUCCAUUGACUUAAAAGAUAAAUACAAAAAUAUUGGCGCUAAACUUGUUCAAGAUGUUGCCAAUAAUACAAAUGAAGAGGCUGGGGAUGGCACCACAACUGCUACUGUACUGGCACGCUCUAUUGCCAAGGAAGGCUUUGAGAAGAUUAGCAAAGGUGCUAAUCCAGUGGAAAUCAGGAGAGGUGUGAUGUUAGCUGUUGAUGCUGUGAUUGCUGAACUUAAGAAACAGUCUAAACCAGUGACAACCCCUGAAGAAAUUGCUCAGAAGUGUGAAUUCCAAGAUGCCUAUGUUCUAUUGAGUGAAAAGAAAAUUUCUAGUGUCCAGUCUAUUGUACCUGCUCUUGAAAUUGCCAAUGCCCACCGUAAGCCUUUGGUCAUAAUUGCUGAAGAUGUUGAUGGAGAAGCUCUAAGUACACUUGUUUUGAACAGGUAAUAGAUAGUGAUAAUUCGUUUACAUUUCU
Molecule: messenger RNA, 852 nt
Organism: Hipposideros armiger (great roundleaf bat)
Lineage: Eukaryota; Metazoa; Chordata; Mammalia; Chiroptera; Hipposideridae
Gene: HSPD1
Product: heat shock protein family D (Hsp60) member 1
Exons: 5
Coding region: 147-824 (225 amino acids)
Biological process (GO): protein refolding
Molecular function (GO): ATP-dependent protein folding chaperone; ATP binding
Source: RefSeq, a predicted model, not a curated record